AUGACGAGGAGAAUGUUGACGAUAAGAGAUCAUUCAGCAGAGACAUGUUGCAUGUGCUACCUCUUGUUACGUAUACUGAAGGUAAAUCCGGACAGAUUAAGCACUCAGGAUACAUUCAGUAUACGUACACGAAGUUGCAUCCAAUCACCAGUUUGUCAUAAAACACUUUAUCUCAUCAUCAUCGUACAGAUGCCAGAUACUCACUGCAAAGAAAAAGAAAAAGGAGAAAUGUGCUUUAAAAUCAUGAACAAGAAGACUCGAUGA
This is a messenger RNA of Clunio marinus, 264 nucleotides long. NCBI's taxonomy places the organism in Eukaryota, Metazoa, Arthropoda, Insecta, Diptera, Chironomidae. The record is from the annotation of a GenBank genome assembly.